AUGGCCGCUCCGUCCAGUGGCUGCUUUCCAAUGUGGUGCCCUUCCUUGCGGAAAGUGGGCCUCAAACCCUCCAAGGUUGUGCUGGAGAUGGAGGCAGGGCCUGGGCCAGACUCCGAGAGGAGCGGGUCGCAACUGCCCGAAGGGCCAGACCCGGAGCACGUCGUGGCCUCACAGCAGGAGAGUGAGAGUCCCCUGGGGUCAAGUCAGCAACCUCUGCCAGCGACAGAGUCAGAAACCCAGCUGCUGGGGGGGCCCCGCUGCCAUACCGACUGCCUGGAGGCGCCUCUCUCCCGGGCCUUCCGAAGGCUGGGGUGGGAGGUGGGCUCGCACCCCUGGAUCUUCCUGCUGCUGCCUGUGAUUCUAACGGCCAUCCUGGGCACUGGCCUGAUCUACCUGCCCGAGGGCAAAGAAAACCUCGAGGAGCAUUACACCCCCAUAGGGAGCCCGGCCAAGGCCGAGCGGCGCUUUGUGCAGAAGCACUUCAUCGCCAAAGACCGUGACCACUUCUCUGUCUCCAGGCAGAGCACUGAGGCCAGUUACGCAUCAAUUCUAGUGGUCUCCAACAGCAACUCGCUGCUGGAACAAGACGUCCUUUCGGAAAUCAGUCAGCUGGACGAGAUGGUGCAGGCUUUGUCUUUGACCAACGAAAAUGGAACCCAGAUCCACUACCAACAGGUGUGUUCUUUGAACCAGGGCCACUGCGUGCCCUCCAACCCACUCCUGUUAGCCUGGAAAAUGAACAGUAACCUCAACCUGAGAAACAUCACCUUCCCCAUCUAUGCGCUAGGCUAUCAGAUCCUCUACCUGGCCAACCUUCUUGGAGGAACGGUCUUAGGUGACAGUGUGGGACGGAGCCAGUUACUUCUGGAGGCCAAAGCCAUGCGACUGCAGUACUAUCUGAAAACCGAUGACGCAGAGGAUAACGAGCGCAGCAAGGCGUGGUUGAUGCAUUUCCUGCAGGAGUUCAGCAACAUGGAAAAGAGUCUGGCCUUGAAGAAGAUCCAGGUGGUCUACUUUACGUCACUUUCUAGACAACUGGAAUUUGAGGCAACUUCUAGGACAGUGAUCCCUCUGUUUUACAUGGCGUACCUUCUAAUCGUACUAUUUGCAAUCACAUCAUGCUACAGGUGUGACUGUGCACGAAACCAAAUGUGGGUGGCAGCCUUUGGAGUGAUUUCUGUCGCCUUGGCAGUGGUGAGCAGCUUCGGCUUGUUGUUGUUCAGUGGGGUGCCAUUUGUGACCAUAGUUGCAAAUUCACCAUUCCUUGUUCUAGGUGUUGGGGUCGAUGACAUGUUUAUCAUGAUUUCUGCCUGGUGGAAGACCAACAUCACGGAUAGCAUAAGAAAGCGGAUGUCCGACGUCUAUUCAGAAGUGGCAGUGUCCAUUACAAUCACCACUGUCACCAACGUCCUGGCCUUCUAUACAGGGAUUAUGACCUCUUUCAGGUCCGUACAAUACUUUUGCAUCUACACGGGAACAACCCUAUUCUUUUGUUAUUUAUAUAACAUCACCUGUUUUGGAGCAUUUAUGGCCCUGGAUAGUAAAAGAAAUGUGGUCUGUCUACACUGGUUGAAGAAGCCAGAAACUCCUGACCAAAAAUAUUCCUCAUUAAAAAAGUGCUGUUGUUUCCCAUACGGUUCUCUCCCAGAUGAACAUCAGACAGGUGCCCACCCAAUGAGUCUGUUUUUUAGAGACUACUUUGGUCCUUUCCUCACCAGCACUGUGUCCAAGUGUUUUGUAGUGCUUAUAUACGUGUUGUAUAUUGUGAGCAGUAUACUUGGGUGUUUCCAAGUGCAGGAAGGUUUAGACCUUCGGAAUUUAGCAAGUGACGACUCCUACAUCACACCAUAUUUCAAUGUAGAAGAAGAGAAUUUUUCAAGUUACGGUCCCAGAGUUAUGGUUAUCAUUACUGAACCUCUUGACUACUGGGAUAAAGAUGCUAGGCAAAAGCUGGAAAAGUGUCUGGCAGAUUUUGAAAACAGUGACUAUGCAGAUAGAAAUCUUACAGAGUUUUGGUUACGAGACUAUGUGCAAUUUAUGGACAGUCACCACCAAGAUAUAAAUAAUAAGAAUUCUUUUAUACACAAUAUUCCCAGUUUUGAAUCAGAUUUUCCACUUUUUAUGUAUGAUAUUAAUAUUACAUCAGAUGAAAUCAUUUGCUCCCGGGCCUUCAUUCAGACCAUGGGUAUUUCUUCUUCAACCAAUAAGAAGCUGAUGUUACGCCAGUUCCGAGAUUUGGCUGAAAAGUGUGAAAUUCCCCUAAUGGUGUAUAACCAGGCAUUCAUAUAUUUUGAUCAGUAUGCUGCAAUAUUAGAAAACACGAUUCAAAAUGUAAUUGUUGCAUCAGCAGCCAUGUUAAUUGUUUCCUUAUUGUUAAUUCCACACCCUCUCUGUUGCUUGUGGGUAACUUUCUCUAUUGCUUCUGUGAUUGUGGGAGUAACAGGUUUCAUGGCGUUCUGGAAUGUCAACCUUGACUCCAUAUCCAUGAUUAAUCUUGUCAUUUGUAUAGGGUUUUCUUUUGAUUUUUCUGCGCACAUUUCCUACGCAUUUGUUUCCAGUUCAAAGCCCUCAGUAAACCAAAAAACCAUCGAGGCAUUGUAUCUGCUAGGCUACCCCGUGUUACAAAGUGCAGUUUCAACAAUAAUAGGGGUGUGUGUCUUAUCUGCAGCUAAAGCAUACGUCUUCAGGACAUUUUUUAAGAUUAUGCUUCUUGUUAUGGUAUUUGGAGCUGCUCAUGGCCUAAUUUUUAUUCCUGUAUUCCUAACCUUUUUUUUUUAAGUUCGUUUGAAUAGCCACUAACAAAUCAAAGACCAAUUACGGAAUUAUUGCCCCAAUCCAAUCUGAUAAAAAUGCACUAUUAAAAAUAGUUUAUAAACUAAAAACAAAGGCAUGUUGCCUUGGCUUGGAAAUCCCAUUUUAAGAUAUCAUUUAAAACAUCCUGAGAAAAAUUAGCUAGUCUUACAUUGCAAUAUGUUUACAAAUUACAAACUGUUGUCAUCUUUAUUAUGGUCUAUACAAGGCAUAAGGUAUAACUUUCCGAUUAUUAUUUCCUGCUAUUUCAUCGUUAGAAGCUUAUGUCUGUAAUACAGAUAUUUUAUGUAUUACACUAUAUAAAUGGAAUAUUAUUUUCAUUGUACUUCCUAUAUACAUUCGUAUGUAAAAGUGCAACUGAUUACUAUUUAUUCUCCCAGUCUGAGGUUUUUCUGUGCAUUUUCUUUUUUUUAAUCAUUAAUUAAAAAUUUGUAUAAAUGAUUAAUGCUAAUGAUAAUCAUUAUCAUCAUCAUCAUCAUGUCUGACUUUGGGACUUCUCAGUGCCUUACACUUGCUCAUCAGGACAUCAGGUGCUAAGGAUUUUCUUGUGUGGGUGGGUUCAAUUAAGCCCCAAAGUCCAAAUAAAUUUAAAUCAACAGAACUCCAGAUUAAACACCAUUUUCCAAACACUGAAUUAUUUUAAACUCCCAAGUAACAGUUCAUGUUUUUAAGAGAUUUCAUUCAGCUUCCACGGCAAGACAUGAAUUUUUUUUUUCCCUUUUCCAUUAAAAAAAAUCCUCAUCAAUCUCUGGCUGGUGACAAAUGAGCAUCAAUUGACAAGGAAUUUGCUUCUGCUCUACUUUAAUAAUGUCUGCGAUUUCUGUAGUAAUUUAGAAUAGG
Messenger RNA from Vicugna pacos (alpaca), 3651 nucleotides. It is a transcript of the gene PTCHD3, whose product is annotated as patched domain containing 3. NCBI's taxonomy places the organism in Eukaryota, Metazoa, Chordata, Mammalia, Artiodactyla, Camelidae. The record is from RefSeq and is a predicted model, not a curated record. Gene Ontology annotation, cellular component: membrane.